UCAGGUGAAUGAGAGUGGCAAAAAAGGACACGCUUUCGCCGGGCGUCGCAUUUUAAAAGACACGCAAUUAGAAGAAAAUGACUUAUAUUUCCUCGUUUGGGGCGCAAGUUUUCAUGACAGCAUAUCUACUCCUCCUGAUGGGAUGCGCAGCACAGAAAGUAUACUUUGACUGUGGUGCCAAGGUGGAUGUGGUGGAUGCCCAAGGACUGAUCCUCUCCCCUGGCUUCCCCUACAACUACUCCUCCGGGACCCACUGUGUUUGGCAGUUCUUCGUACCUGUCGAUUAUCAGCUCAUACUGGAGAUAUUUGACUUUGACGUGUUUGAAAGCCACGAGUCCACCGCACAGUACUCCGUCAUUUCUAAUUAUGAAGAGGACAACGGAGAAGACGAGCUGACGUUCGCAUUGGGUGGAGCUUCGGCGGCAGAAAGAGACGCGGUAGAUCAGGGCGAGGCCACAAAUAUUCAGAAGUCCUCUCGGGACAGUGAGACGGAGCAGGCGGUGGUCCAGGAACGAUCCACAAAAAGUAUCCAGAAGUCUUCUCGGGACAGUGAGACGGAGCAGGCGGUGGUCCAGGAACGGUCCACAAAAAAUAUCCAGAAGUCCCCUCGGGACAGUGAGAUGGAGCAGGCGGUGGUCCAGGAACGGUCCACAAAAAAUAUCCAGAAGUCCUCUCGGGACAGUGAGAUGGAGCAGGCGGUGGUCCAGGAACGGUCCACAAAAAAUAUCCAGAAGUCCUCUCGGGACAGUGAGACGGAGCAGGCGGUGGUCGAGGAACGGUCCACAAAAAAUAUCCAGAAGUCCUCUCGGGACAGUGAGACGGAGCAGGCGGUGGUCCAGGAACGGUCCACAAAAAAUAUCCAGAAGUCCUCUCGGGACAGUGAGACGGACCAGGCGGUGGUCCAGGAACGGUCCACAAAAAUAGCCAAAGUCUCAAACUCCGCCAAAAGAUCUAUAGAUGGUUCUUCCGGCCUUAUAUCGCCUCCACCCGCCUCGCUCCUCCUUCCUGGAGCGGCGUCCUAUGAAGAUAGGGCCUUCAACACGGCUUCCUCCCCUCGACUUAAGGCAGAGCUCGACCCUAGUUCCAAACCAAGCAUGUCCAUGGCGGAUACCACCGUUGCGUCGCUACAAUCCACUGACACUCCUGCUGCGAGCCCUGGAACCCAGCAGUCGGUGCUGGACGCCUGCCCCCAUGAUGUCCUCUAUAUCUCAGACCUCAUCACCUUCUCCUCAAGAUUCUGUGGGUCCAACCGACCGCCCAGCAGCCAGCUGGUUUUUGGCUCGAGCCAGGAGAUGGUGGAGGUGAUCAUGGAGCUUAUCACGACCACUCAUUGGGGGCGGGGCUUUGCCCUCCUCUUCCACUACAACAACGUUACCAAACCAGUGGGGGAACGGCGAAGCUUUACGUCCGCAUCCACCAGGGCUGACUCUCUGCUGGCCGCUGUGAGUGGAGCUGCCUUCUUCGCUUUGAUACUCACUACUGUCGUCUGUGUUGUAUUCAGACCCUCACUGUGUCCAAAAAGAGAGAACUCCUGUGCAUCUACUGACUCUGAGGUGCCAGAGAGGAUCCAGAACACGGGGGAGGAGGUAAGUGAGCUGCAACCAAUAGCUGAGAACCACACCACCAUCCAGGGGGUGACCAGGGAGCAGGACCACAACAAGCACAGUCCACCACACACAGUCAGAGCUGCUGUUGGCACUUCCCAAAAUAUCGAAGUGGACCUUUCCUCCAGCGGCUUGCCGGAGUUUGAGCUUGGUCCCGAUGAAGUCUUUAUUGUAUCGCCGAGCCCGAGUCUGACCAGGCCUUCUUUCUCCCCACACACACAGAGGGAGAGGUUCUUGAGGCACAGUGACACCGGUCUCAGUUCCGUGGGCGAUUGGACCCCACCGCACUCCUCCAAUUUACCUCCCGGUCCCUCCGGCGCCAGCCUUUCCAGACCAAGAGCGUGGAGCGUGCGCACCUUCCAGGACUUCCUCCCCCCGCUGCCGCAGCUCCAUAAGAAGUGGUGCAGCUGGAACUCUACCAGCCCUUUCACCAAGCUGGUGGACAGCGCUCCUCCCUGUUUGGUGGCGGACAACAACAGGAAGUCUUUCUCCGAUGUUCACCUGGCGGCCAAAAUGGACCGCAGCACCAUGUCCGACUCUCCUAUCAGCAACGCUUCCUAUCCACUGGCUCAGGCUGCCCAAAGGCAGCGGCGUCUCAACUCAGCCAGCAACCUGCGCCGCUCCCGCUUCACAGGGCCUUGCUUCGGUCUGUUCUCUGGGACGGCGGACGCAUCAAAGUCCUCUGGGCUCAGUCAUGGCCAGAGUUCCCAACCGGAGCCCAUCUCGUCUGCUUCCUCCAUCCAGUGCCCCGUGGAGGGCGGCCAGGCUGCCAAGAGGCACGACUUCCCAGGAGAGGGCGAACACCUGCCUGUGUUUGCCAUUUCCGAGGAAGAGGACCGGCAGCCUUUGGUCUUAGCUGAACACCUAACUCAAACCCCUAACGCCACCAUCCUGAACGGACUAGUGCGAGAGACAUUCGAGGGAAAAAGACCUACUAGCGCUAAUUCCAGCCUCAGCCCUCAGAACCAGAGGGCUAGACCGGAGUGGAGGGCAUGCGGGAGUCCGAUGUCAGGUGGGGUUUGUCCACUCCCUUCCAAUACCACCAUGACCGAGUCAAACACCAUCAGCGGCUGCCAGCUGCCUCUCAGUCAGUCCGCAGUGUUGUGCAUCAACCACAUGUGACCAAGAAGGUCCCAACAAGACUGUGGUGGGCCUUUUCAUGAAAGCCCCUUUGUUUGAUCUCAAAACCUUUGACAGAAUUUACUCGCAAGUUGAUUACUUUCUGGAAUACGCGUUCUGGAUGCUGCUUGAUAUAUGCCGAGGUCCAUACUGCUGUGGUGUCAUGUUUUAAAAAGGCUUACAACAAAGAACAGUAUUUUGGAUUGUACACUAAAAUCCCAACUUUUAGGAGCACUUUUUUAAACGGGGUUUAUUGAUCAUUUUCAUAUAUUUUGGUAAAUUGUACUCCAAACACUGCACUACUUUUCAGUUAUUCGUUCAAUGUGAAUAUUGUAAUAUGUGUCAAUACCUUUUUCCAUCACGUGUCGUCUUCUGACCUUUUGUUUGUUUUUACAGGACUUCCAAGACUUGUUACCCAGAUUUGUUCUGUAAAGUAUAAAUCAUACAUGUAUCGCUUAUGAACUAUAUAUACAUUUCCUGGAUUAUGAAAGGGAAAUCAAAAUACUGUAAAGCAUAUACUAAUGUACAUUUCUAGUUAAAUCUAGUUUAAAGAAAAAGAAAUAGCAAUCACAAUAGUAUUUAUUAAAUGAGUUGACAUGGAAUAAUGUAAAGUUUAAA
Molecule: messenger RNA, 3341 nt
Organism: Nerophis lumbriciformis (worm pipefish)
Lineage: Eukaryota; Metazoa; Chordata; Actinopteri; Syngnathiformes; Syngnathidae
Source: RefSeq, a predicted model, not a curated record